AUGAAUGAUUCCUUGGAAAUCUUGGAUAGUCGCCAUAACAGACAUAUGCCGAUUAGAGAUCCUGGAUAUAUCAUAGAAGCAAAGAGAGAAGCAGCUAAAAAAGAAAAUAUUCGAAAAAGUUUUCGGCAAAGUACAUUACAUGAAAAUGUUGCUAAUAAGGAACAAGAAACAUUAGAUAUUUCAUGUACAAAAACAGAAAUUACCACUGCUGCGCUUGCUCGAGAUAUGGAGCAAGAUGAUGAUUGCACGUACAUUGGUACAAGUCAUAAGGAUGUAACCGAAGAGGACAAAGCAAGACGACAAAUAAAUUUAGAUGAAGUUGUCAUACCAAUUUCUUUGGUGAGAGAAAAUGUCUUGUCUGAUAAUAUGUUAAAUGAUGAGUCUUUAGAUUCAUUUUUACGCGUCAUAAGAGAAACGACUGAAUUUCAAACGCAAAGUGUGCAAUAUCAAGGAUGUCUUGAUUAUAUUGACGCUAGUCAAAGUAAAAGUGAAGGCAGUAAGGAGAUAACUGCUGUACAUUGUGCCAGCUGUACAGAAACAAACAAAGAAAAUAUUAAGAAAAGAGGAGCACUUAAAUUACCAUCGUUAUCGCUGUUGGCACCGCCAUUAUCACAGCCAUCCGCGGCAAAGAAAACACCAGCCACGCCAGGACAUACGUCUGUGCCGUCUGCUCCUGAUAUUCCCGCGCCAUCCGCGGCAAAAAAAACACCGGCCGCGCUAGGACAUACGUCUGUGCCGCCUGCUCCUGAUACUCCCGCGCUAUCCGCGGCAAAGGAAACACCGACCGCGCCAGGACAUACGUCUGUGCCGCCUACUCCUGAUACUCCCGCGCCAUCCGCGGCAAAGGAAACACCGACCGCGCCAGGACAUACGUCUGUGCCGCCUGCUCCUGAUACUCCCGCGCCAUCUGCGGCAAAGGAAACACCGACCACGCCAGUACAUACGUCUGUGCCGCCUGCUCCUGAUACUCCCGCGCCAUCCGCGGCAAAGAAAACACCGGCCGCGCCAGAACAUACGUCUGUGCCGCCUGCUCCUGAUACUCCCGCGCCAUCCGCGGCAAAGAAAACACCGGCCGCGCCAGGACAUACGUCUGUGCCGCCUGCUCGAAACUAUUCUUACGCGCCACCAUCAUCAGCCGCGCUGCGCGGAAGAGGAAUUAUACAUGCGCCACGACCACGUUAUUUGCCGCCAAUAACACAUAAGCAAAUGAAGAAUAUGUUACGACGUGCACUUCAAAGAGAGAGGAAGAAAGUUGGUACGCAGCUUACAGCAAAAUGUGCAUCGGAGGUUCCACCCGCGCCGCAUGCACCAAAAUAUACAUCCGCACUAUCCGCACACAGAGAAACGUGUGCACUCGCAUCCGUACCAGAAUAUUCCAAAUGUAUUCCCGCUCUACCCGCGCAAGGAUAUACGCCCGCGCCAGGAUAUACGUCCGCGCCGCCCGUGCAAGGAUACAUGACGGCUUCGUCUGCGCAAGCAUAUACGGUCGCGCAGACCGCGUCAGGAUAUACCCCCGCACCGUCCGUAUCGGGAUAUACUACGACUUCGCCCGCACCAGGAUAUACCCCCGCGCCGCCCGUAUCGGGAUAUACGACCACUUCGCCCGCACCAGGAUAUAUACUUGCGCCGGUUGCGCCAGGAUAUACGCUCGCGCAAGGACAUACACCCGUGCCGACCGCGCAAGCGUAUACGCCCGCACCACCCGUAGGAUAUACAACUGCUCUGUCCGCGCCAGGCUAUACAACCGCUCCGACUGCGCCAAGCUAUACGACCGCUCCGCCCGCUCAAGGAUAUACACCGUCCGCAAUAUAUAAUCCCGCGCCACCCGUUUCAGGAUACACGACCGCUCCGCCCGGAUAUAUGCCGACCGUGCAAGGAUAUACAUUUAACCAUUUUUCAACUUAA
Messenger RNA from Monomorium pharaonis (pharaoh ant), 1905 nucleotides. Its product is annotated as sialidase-like. The record is from RefSeq and is a predicted model, not a curated record. Bases 1 to 1905 code for a protein of 634 amino acids. The transcript has 3 exons. Lineage: Eukaryota; Metazoa; Arthropoda; Insecta; Hymenoptera; Formicidae.